Pecten maximus is the source of this 1954-nucleotide messenger RNA. RefSeq names its product serine/threonine-protein phosphatase 6 regulatory ankyrin repeat subunit C-like. The record is from RefSeq and is a predicted model, not a curated record. Gene Ontology annotation, molecular function: protein binding. Bases 215 to 1384 code for a protein of 389 amino acids. The transcript is spliced from 2 exons. Lineage: Eukaryota; Metazoa; Mollusca; Bivalvia; Pectinida; Pectinidae.
AACUUCCGAAAACAUCCGAAUAUAAAAAAACACCGACAUUUUGUAUGGUAAACUGUCAACAGUAGCUAAUUGACAGAAGGCAUGGUCCUAUCCCAUAUCACGACAUGUCAUGUCUGCCGGCCGCGGUGAUAAUGUAAAACAAAAGUAAUGGAAAGCCUUGAACAUUAGGAGUCUCCAAAACUUGACACUGUUCGUCCGGACAAGAAAAAAAACCAUGGGAGCAAGUUUUCCAAAAGUGGAACAAUUACCUCAAACCAUGAAGGCAAUUCAGGAUGGUGAUGUUUCCCUCUUACAAGCCUUAUCACGCUCUACCAACCUUACUGGGUAUCUCAAACUUAAUCAUUCCCAAACCACAGCUCUUCACCUCGCUGCUGUUCAUGGUCAACCUGAAUGCAUUCAAUUUCUGCUCGAGCUUGGAGCAAAUAUUCAUGACUUAGAUUCGAGCCGAGAGUCAGUAUUGCAUAGUGCCGUUGUUUCUAAGUCACAGGGAUGGAGCAAUUGUUUGUCUCUGAUUCUCAAAGCGAAAGCUGACAUAAACGCAUUAAAUGUUUGGAGAAGAACUCCACUAAUGAAAGCAAUUGUUAAUUUUAAAAUUGCUGCUGCAAAUUACCUGAUACAGGAAGGUGCGGAUGUGUCUAUCUCGGACGAGAAUGGAACGACUCCCUUACACGUUGCUGCUAGUUAUGGUAACAUUGGGCUUGUGAAGACCUUGCUGGACAAUCGUGCAAACAACAAUGCUCAAGACCAGCGAGGAAGGACACCCGUGUAUUUCGCUAUUCUCGGAGGUCACGAAGAGGUUACAGAACACCUAAUACAGCAUGGAUGUGAGGUCAACCUGUAUGACCUUGGUUGGGGUUCACCUUUACAGCUCUCUGUGACAAAAUGCAAUAUCAGAAUCUUGUCGCUGCUACUUAAAUCGGGUGCAUGCUUCAAUGUGCAGCCCAAAAACAUGGCUGCUGCCCCGGGUAUCAUUGACAUAGCUCUGAAGAUUGCGCUCAAAAGGGUGAACAUUUAUCGCAAUGAAGUGACAAAGCAAGAUAACGACGUUAGCUGUGUGAGUAAAAAGCGUGCAUGUGAUAGUCUAGAAUGUCUACAGCUGUUGAUCGUGGCAAGUGGCCUCCCUGUGUAUGAAAAGAUGAUGAAGAGUAUACACCAACUCGUGACUCAAUCCUUUCAUAAAGAUUUACAAAAACCGUUCAUGGACCUUCAUCGCAGCGCAACAAAAGCUCACAAAUCCUUAAAGAAGUCUCCCCCGUCGUUGCAAUAUCUGGCUCGAAAACGAUGUCGAAAAUUAUUGAUGACGUCAAAUCGCAAUCUGAUAUGGGCUUGUGAGCGGCUGGAUGUGCCGCAUGUAAUAAUUGAUCUUCUAACUCUCCAGUCGUGACAAUGUGAUCAAGAUUUUCCUGCUAUCAGGAGACAUGUUAUCUUGAGCAGGGCUCAAAGGGCGCCUAUUUUAGUGGCCAUGGCGCCUUAAAUUCACCAUUGGCGACCAGUUAUUGACCUAUAAGGCGCCUGUAUUGGCUACUGGAAAAUUGUGUAAAUUUGCGGUUUGGUUAAUCUUUCAAAGCCUAGGUUGCAGUCAAUGCUAAAAUGACAUUUACAAUGGAAAAAGUUACAGAGAUGUUGUUAAGAAUUUUUUUUUUCAAAUUUUAGACAACUAGGCCAGGCAACAAACUUUUUCCAAUUGGCGCCUAGAUUUUAUGACUUGGUAGCCAAAUAGGCCAUCUGGUAAAAAUAUCCACUUUGAGCCCUGAAAUUGAGAACUGAUGUGGUAACAUCACUUUUGAACAUUACUUUGAAGCAUCUCAAACCGGCAGUGUUGUGAUCGAGUGAAUAAUCUUUGUUUUAAACAAAUCUUUUUCCUGCCAAAGUCAUGAAAUGAUAUCUGAUAUGCUUUUAAGAUUUGAAAUGUAUAUAUCUAAAUGAGAUAAAAUCAGUUUUUGGGAACUUAAAA